UCAGGAUAAAAGCAAAAAAAGGAAAAAAAAAAGAGAACACAAAAACAGCCGCAAACAUGGAGUUGCCACCAAUGAUAGACUGCAUACGCAUCGUCUUCGUGGCCAGCGUUCUCUUUUUCCUCUUUUUGGGCCUCAUAUAUCUCUCCAUUCUCAACUGGGCCAUGUGUGGAACCCCAGCACACGUUAAAAAGAUUACUCAAAAGCACUGGACUAAAGCUCAGGUCAAGGAGAGAUACGAGGCGAUCAAGGAGAAGCCAAUGACCAUCAGUUCCAUCACCCACAAACUUCCCCCACAACUACAGAGGCGCUAUAUCAUCACAGGCGGCUCCGGUUUGGUUGGCGGCUACCUCGUGCUGUUGUUGAUUGCCCGUGGCCAACCCCCAGAGAGCAUUCGAAUCGUGGAUUUUCAAAAGCCGCAUCGUAACGACAUGGUGGUCGGCCCUGCCGCCGAGGUGGACUUUGUCAAGACCGACAUCUCGUCCAAGACUGCCGUCGCCGAGGCCUUCGCGCGGCCCUGGCACCCUUCUGUUAAGCAUCUGCCACUUACAGUUUUCCACACCGCCGCCGUCAUAGUACCGUCAGACCGAUCCGAGUUGGUCUAUGGCCUGUGCCAGAAGGUCAACAUCCACGGAACCCGCAUCUUGGUGGAGGAAGCCCAGGCCGCCGGUGCCGAUGUAUUUAUCGCCACGUCUUCAGGGUCCGUCAGUAUAAGGCCUGUAGAGUUCUGGAUAUCGCCAUGGGAACUCCUAACCAAGGGACCUCGGUAUCACGCCCAGGUGCUGGACGAGAGCGACUUUUGGAAGCCAUUACGGCCGCACCACGAGUACUUUGGAAAUUACCCUGCGAGCAAAGCCUUUGCUGAGCGGAUAGUGUGUGGUGCCAACUCGGACAAGAUGCGAACCGGAUGUAUCCGUCCCGCUAAUGGAAUCUAUGGAAACCCAACCGAUAACAUCAUCGGCAGUCCACUAGCCAUGGGACUAUUCCCAUCAUGGACCCCUCAAAUCGCUCAAUCAUAUAUACACGCCAUCAACUGCGCCGUCGCCCACCUCAACAUGGAGGCGGCUCUAGACCCGGUCGACUCGGCCUCGCGUCCUCAAGCCGGAAGACCCUUCACGGUCACGGAUCCCAACCCGCCCAUCACGAAUAGAACGCUAUGGUCAAUGAUUUCGACCCUGAGCAUCACCAUGUUCCGGACCGUGCGUAUCCUCUGCCCCGUGCUGAUCCUGAUGGUCGCCCACGCCAUCGAGUGGUACGCGCUACUGCCCUAUCGCUAUCCUCGCUUCAAGCGCAUCAUCCCACCCCUGAACAACGACAUCAAGCACCUCAAGCCGCCGCUCUUCACCAUCACGACGCAUCUCAUAGCCAACCACCAGGGUGACGCCACCAAGCCCGUAAGCGAGGGCGGCAUCGGGUACACGGGGUUGACAACGAGCAUGGACGGCAUGAUCCAGGAGGUUUUGGAGUGGAACCAGGAGCACGAGGGCGUCAGCAGGAGGAACAGACGCAAGUACAUCAGCUCAGUGACGUUGGCCGAAGAGAUUAGGAAGCUGGGUGAGGCCGCGAUGGCGGUGGGUGGUUGAGGUGUUUUUCUUUUUCUUUUUUCUUUUUUGUUGGAGCGAAAAAAACAACAACAGAUUGGUUCGUUACAGUCACCAUUAUCACUCUUUGUUUUCUCUCAAUGGAGGUCUUUCUGACCGUUCACCCCCAUUCUUUUCUCUCACUUUACCCCCAUGUAAAUGUAAAUAGUUAACUAGGCUGCUUUAUUCCCUUUUUAUUUUUCUUUUCUUUUCUUCAUCUGUUUUGUAUAAGAGCGCAAACUUGGGAUACAUCUCAGUGUACAAACACGUGUAUAGAGCUGGAAUAUGGAAAUUCAAUGCG
Pyricularia grisea is the source of this 1878-nucleotide messenger RNA. RefSeq lists its product as uncharacterized. Lineage: Eukaryota; Fungi; Ascomycota; Sordariomycetes; Magnaporthales; Pyriculariaceae. Gene Ontology annotation, biological process: steroid biosynthetic process. Gene Ontology annotation, molecular function: 3-beta-hydroxy-Delta5-steroid dehydrogenase (NAD+) activity. The coding region runs from base 57 to 1580 and encodes 507 amino acids. The transcript is spliced from 3 exons. The record is from RefSeq and is a predicted model, not a curated record.